Molecule: messenger RNA, 628 nt
Organism: Cynara cardunculus var. scolymus (artichoke)
Lineage: Eukaryota; Viridiplantae; Streptophyta; Magnoliopsida; Asterales; Asteraceae
Product: LYR motif-containing protein 4-like
Exons: 1
Coding region: 51-320 (89 amino acids)
Biological process (GO): iron-sulfur cluster assembly
Source: RefSeq, a predicted model, not a curated record
GAACAACUUGACGCACACGCGCAUAGUCUUUGACGCUCUCUCCCGGCAAAAUGGUGCCACCGUCGUCUCGGACGGAAAUCCUCUCCCUUUUCCGGUCAUUUCUGCGAUCAGCCCGUCAGUUCCCCGACUACAACAUCAGGGAGUAUGCCAAGCGUCGUAUAGUCGACGCUUUUCAUGACAACAAGACUCUAUCAAGCCCUUCCUCCGUCGCCGCCGCCUUCGCCGAUGGCAAGUAUCAGCUGCAGGUUGCCAAAAGACAAGCCCUUGUAUAUUCAUUGUACUCUCCCAAAACUAAAAGCAUCAUGGACAUCAAGUAUUGAUCGAUUUAGAUGAUAUUUCUCUAUAUUGGUUAGGGUCUUAAAACCACUUUAAUGGCCAAGUGAUUUCUAUGUAGAGUUAUUAUUGGGUUUCAGAGUGAUUAAUUAACAACUCUGAAGCUAUAUUUUGUCCCAAUAAGUUGCUUAUGAAGCAUGGAUAUGUGAUAUUGUUCAUGUUUUCUUCAUAGGGUUAUGCCCUAAAUGAAUUAACUACAUGUAAACCUAUGGUAUGCUUUAUGCCCCCAGGGUAGUGUUUGGGAGCUUGAAACUUGUGGUCUGGAAUUGGAGUUCAAAUUCAUCUACUUUAAAUA